Molecule: messenger RNA, 1551 nt
Organism: Helianthus annuus (common sunflower)
Lineage: Eukaryota; Viridiplantae; Streptophyta; Magnoliopsida; Asterales; Asteraceae
Product: probable serine/threonine-protein kinase WNK11
Exons: 3
Coding region: 253-1134 (293 amino acids)
Biological process (GO): protein phosphorylation; intracellular signal transduction
Cellular component (GO): cytoplasm
Molecular function (GO): protein serine/threonine kinase activity; ATP binding
Source: RefSeq, a predicted model, not a curated record
UACGGAAUCAUUCUCGUUUUCCUAUUUAUACGCCACAAACUCCUCGCCCACACGCCUUUCGUCACGCAUAUUCGCAUCGACAAGUAGCAGAGAUUCGAGAACGUUCGUGUGAACCACUUGUUAAUCGGUCAGGUGAAAUCAUGUAACCUCGUGAUAUGUUUGGCUAAUGGCUCUAAUCUAUGCUCCUUUUUUUCUUUCAGUAACUAGGCGAAUCUGUCGGAUAAUCGCCAGUUAACGAAAGAAAUCUAUAGGAUGCAAGUGAUCAGUCCUGAUCCAUCUGAUCAAGACAGAGAACCAUUCGUUGAGGUUGACCCGUCAGGAAGAUUCGGUCGGUACAGCGACCUGUUGGGUGCUGGUGCGGUAAAGAAGGUCUAUAGGGGUUUUGACCAAGCAGAAGGCCGAGACGUGGCUUGGAACCAAGUCAAGCUACGGAAUUUCAGUGGGGACCCGUCUGUCUUAAAGAGGCUGUUCUCAGAAAUAAAACUACUGAAGACGCUAAAGAACGAAAACCUCAUAGUUAUGUAUGGUUUCUGGAGGGAUACUGAACAUAACACCUUGAACUUUAUAACCGAAGAAUGCACAUCAGGAAAUCUGAGGGAUUACAGGAAGAAACAUAAGCGUGUAUCAACCAAAGCUUUAAAAAAGUGGUCGAAACAGAUUCUUAAAGGCUUGGAGUAUCUUCACACCCACGAGCCAUGUGUCAUUCAUCGAGAUCUCAAUUGUAGCAACAUCUUCAUAAAUGGAAAUAUCGGAAAGGUUAAGAUUGGCGACUUGGGCUUAGCGGCAGUUGUAGGAAAGAGCCAUGUGGCUCAUUCAUUGAUAGGAACACCAGAAUACAUGGCACCUGAGCUGUACGAGGAGGAUUACAACGAGUUAGUGGAUAUAUACUCGUUUGGAAUGUGCUUGCUAGAAAUGGCUACAAUGGAGAUACCGUACACUGAAUGUGAUUGUGUUGCUCAAAUAUACAAGAAGGUUACGGGUGGUGUGAUGCCGCAAGCCUUUGAUAAGGUAACAGAUACGGAAUUAAAAGCGUUUAUUGAGAGAUGUAUCGGUCAGAAACGAGCAAGGCCUUCUGCUUCUGAUCUUCUAAAGGAUCCCUUUCUUAUGGAGGUUGAUGAUGAAGAAACUGAAUGAGGUCCCGUAUGGAGGUUUUUUUUAUUAUAACGUUUUCUUUAUCCUAAGCGUAUAUAAUCUUUUCAUUUGUUCGUUAACUCGGGCUAUCAAACGAUUAGUGAUUUUUAGUGUUCUCUUGAACGCAAACGAUUAGUGAUUUUUAGUGUUCUCUUGAACGCAAACGAUUAGUGAUUUUUAGUGUUCUCUUGAACGCAAACGAUUAGUGAUUUUAGUGUUCUCUUGGACACAAUCGAUUAGUGGUUUUCAGUGUUCUCUUGAAUGCAAUCGAUUAGUGAUUUUUAGUGUUCUCAUGACCGGAGAAGGUUUAGUUAGUUAUCGUUUUGUUGACGUAGAAGUAGUUUUAAAUAAGAUUUUACGCCUAGUGUAAUGAACUGAAAGGCAGGGUAUGAAAUGACAUUUGGUCAAGUUGUUUUCAGA